AGCGGGGCUGCUGCGUCCCGACGGUGCGCGGCGGCCGGACCGGGCGGGCGGAGCCGGGCCCGGGGCUGCUGCGGGGCGAUCGGCCGGGCUGCGGGCGGCGCCAUGGGCUCUCGUGUCCAGCCUGAGUUCCAGCCUCGCUGAGCAGACUGCCCCACGAGCUUCCUCCUGCGGAAGCCCCCCCCAGGCGCUGACCAUGUCUAUAAUGGACCACAGCCCCACCACGGGUGUGGUCACGGUCAUCGUCAUCCUCAUCGCCAUUGCGGCCCUGGGGGCCUUGAUCCUGGGCUGCUGGUGCUACCUGCGGCUGCAGCGCAUCAGCCAGUCGGAAGACGAGGAGAGCAUCGUGGGGGAUGGCGAGACCAAGGAGCCCUUCCUGCUGGUGCAGUACUCCGCCAAGGGACCGUGCGUGGAGCGGAAGGCCAAGCUGACCCCGAAUGGUCCAGAAGUCCACGGCUGAGCUGGGAUGCUGGGGCCCCGACCCCGAGGCCUGUGUGCAGCCCCCCGAGAGGCAGGGGAGGGGCAAAACCACAGAUGCGCUUGCUGAGGAAGGCUUGACACUUGCCAGCAUGGCCUCGCUGGGCUUCAUCACCGCCUGCACGGACUCCCGAGAUCUUGGCUGUCCUUAGCCAGGACACGGUGGCCCUGGGCCUCCCCCUGGCCUCCUGGUGGGACUGCCCAUUGCAGGCAGUGGGCAGGCCUGACCUUGCUGGGGCUCAUGACCCCGUAGUGCUUUUGUUACUUGAAUGUUUAGCUGAGCCUGUUUUUGAUGGAGCUACUACUGUAAUGCGUGAACUCACAAGCCUGUGAACUGUAAAUAGGCCCCGGAAGCAUGUGCUUAAGCCUUUUUUGCUGAUUUUUUAAAAAUACUGUGUAGAGCACAUGGGACUGGCUGUAGUAAUAAGCUGACUCAAGGCUAUGGGGGCGUGUCUUAGACAUGGAAGGCCCACGCUGCCCUUGGCAGGGACCUCUAAUAUACCUGUGUGUUUAGGCAGAGGACGUGACCUGUCUUAAGGCUCAUGGCUCACCAGCUGGGGUGCUUUGGUGAUUUCUGCUUGGUUAGCGGUGGAUGGAAGAACCAUGCCCCCCUCUCUUUGGGUCGCUAAAUGCCAGUUCCUGUCGAGAGUGGAGUUAUUGCAAGGAAGCCACCGCCGCUGCCUGAGAGCCAGUGAAGGACGCGUCAAGGCGCGCUGACGCGCGUCCCGAGGCCUGCCAGGCAGCCUGGUGGCAGAGCAGUUUCAUGAGCAUGCUGAGCACUCCCCUGCUGCUGUCCUCACCCAGCAUUACUUGGCAUAGGCUUUUGCUACAAACACCACAGCCUGUGGCGGCUACCUUUUAUCUGAAACCCAGCUGGCCCAGGAAAGAGGAAAUUGUGGGUUUUGUUUGUUGUAUUUAAUACUUUCUGCACUGGCGGGGUGGGGGAGGGGACUUUGAGUGUCCCCCCCCUCCUCUUUUUCACACACAUGUUUUCUUUCUUCUCUGAGCACCACCCAUCUGCUGGGGAGGGGACUUCACUUUCCCCUGUGACCCUGCUCUAAGAGCCCCCAAGUGCAUGAGCACCCUGAGUGGGCCCCCCCUCCGGGGGAGGGUGCAACGGGGAGAGGGAGUUUCAUUUCAGGUUCAGGACAAGGUUUUCACGAAGACCCAGAGGAGCUGGUGGCUGUCAGGCCAGCACCCCCACAAUCUGCAUCUCCAAGGUGUCCCUUGUGUAUCACUUAAGUGAGCUCGCUGAGAUUAUUGAUCCCACCACCAUGAGCACGUUCCCCACUACCGUGAUUCAAACGUGACUUGUGUUGGCAUCUGUGGUAAUAAACUGGGGACCAGCCCCAGGCUGAACCACGGAGCGCUGGUCAGGGUGCCGGCGGCUCCUCGGGCCCCACUCAAGUCUCUAAUAAGCAUGUUGAACUAAUGAUCUGCUUCCUGGAACCUGGAGGAGCGAGCUUAGGGAACACUUCAUUUUAGCAGCACACCCUUCAAUUGGGGGUCAAACACGAAGUAUUAGCUUGGGGGUUGGGAGAAGCACAGCUCUGUAGCUGGGUGGUAGCUGGGUAGCCCACAGGAGAUGCCCCAGGGGGUACUGAGGAGCCUCUGCAAGGCAACUGGGCUUUAUUUAGUACCGGAGAGCUGCCCUUGGCCCCUAAAUGAUCUCUCCUGGAGAUCCUCCGAGGCCCCGCAGGCUGGAGGGGGCCAGCGCUUUCAAGGGUGCCCUGUGGAAGAUCGGAGGGAAGGCUGGGUUUCUGAUGACGGGCUCUGGAGACCAGUGUGCAAGGUGUAAGGGGUGUCUGACCCAUUCUGCUCGCAUCUCAGAACUUCCAGGCUUUCUACCUCUACUUUUCCACAGCCAGCAGCAUACACUCAGGCUGUCUUCACCCGGGGAACCGGGGGACCCUGCAGGGCUCACCCUGAACACGACCGCUUGCCUGUCAGACUUGCCCUGAGGUUUUCAUGGGGCUGAUGAAGUUCUGGUUUUGAAAUGAUGAACCCUCACUUUCUCCUGGGUUUCACUCCUGGAGGUUCCUCGUCCCACCUAUGCCCCGGUGGCCAGGAGCAACAUCUUUACAGUGGCAGUGCCCAGUGCCGGGUCAGGGUAGUGGGUGCAGGGGGCACUGCUGGGGGUGUCUGCGAGGCAACUGGGUGUGCCUGGGGAGGCCAAGAACAACCACAUAAUAGCUCUCACUGUUCCUAUUUAUCAAUAGCUACUUUUUUUAGCACAGACGCCAGGGCCACACACUCACAUGGCUUAGUUCUGACCUGUCGUUGAAUUCUUUCUGAAUAGCCCAACUGUUGUGUUCUGGUCCUCUGACGGGUCAGUCAGGAAAUCAGCCUUUCAUCCUGCAUGGCAUCACAGAAGCAACAGGAGGGGGAUGGGGAGGGAACUCUGACACUGAGCCACUAAAACACGGACUAACUUUUCAGACAAAUGUUCAAAUGGACUGUGCUACUGUUUGUCUCAAGCUACCAAGUUUGUGCAAUAAGUGGAAGGGAUGUCAUCCCUGUUCAAUAAAAGCUGAAUGACAUUCAAGUUGA
This is a messenger RNA of Nyctereutes procyonoides (raccoon dog), 3024 nucleotides long. It is a transcript of the gene SNN, whose product is annotated as stannin. NCBI's taxonomy places the organism in Eukaryota, Metazoa, Chordata, Mammalia, Carnivora, Canidae. The record is from RefSeq and is a predicted model, not a curated record. The transcript has 2 exons. The coding region runs from base 194 to 457 and encodes 87 amino acids. Gene Ontology annotation, cellular component: mitochondrial outer membrane.